UCGAAAUCAACACAAUGAUUUGAAAUUCUCUAAGGAGUGAACACACAAAGAGUACGACCGUGAAUAGGUUUUCGCAUAGUGAUCUCGAAUAUCAUUACAGUGAACAAGUGUGAACUGUACGUUUGUACAAUUUUGAAGUGUUUUUUGUUUUACUUUUUUUUCAACUGAGUGUUUUAAGGAUGAUUUCUAUUAAGUACUUGAUUGCUAUCUGCGUGGUGGCCGUUGCUGGUACACCUGAAGAAGACGGCAAAUGGCAUCCCUAUAAAUUUGGAAAUAACGGCAAAUAUAUACCAACUGACGAGGGUAAAUACAUCCACAUACCGAACCCUUACAUACACAUCGAUAACCCCUACAACGGCGGCUUCGGUCCAUACACACACGACUACGAGCCUUACGUCAGCGCGGCUACAGAAGACCGCUACAGACUGGUGAUGACCCCACCCAAAGACAUUCCUUACUACAAGGAUGGAUACUACAAGAACAACGGCAUCAAGAUCAUCAGCCAAAAGCACGUCUACGAUGAGGAUAAAUAUGACUUCAACUUCGAGACUGAAAACAAAAUCCGCGCCAAGGAAAACGCAAUUCUCAAGAACCCCAACACUCUCGACGAAGGCAUCGCUUCAACGGGUUUCUACGAGUACCUCGGGCCCGAUGGUUUCAUGUACAGGGUCGACUACACCGCCGAUGAGAAUGGUUUCCGUCCUAAGGUGAAGAGGUUAGAGACCCCAUACUCUGGAAAAUGGGUUCUAGAAAAGGUCAACUAAUAACUUCAUCCCGGAACCAAACGAUAUUUCCUACAAUCUUCCUCAUCAUGAAUCAGUAUUUUGAUAUAAGUAGACAAUACUUUGUUUCAUUUUAUUUUAUGGAUCCCAUUUAAAUUGAUGACCAAUUCAUGUUUGAGUAUUUGACCUUUGAACGUGCCACGAUUGUGACAUUUUGAUCUGUAUUCAAAUAUGUUAGAAAAUAACGAUCUUUUUGUAAAGACUUAUGUAUCAUUUGUUUGUAGCAGAUCAUGGCCCAUCAAAUAUAUUAUAAGUACAAAAAUUACGUGUGACUCAAAUGCUCCUCCUGGUGAGGAAUGUUUCGGUCUGCUUAGAAUAUUUUAAUUUAUAUUUAGAUGUAAGAGCUUAGAACUUUCGAAUUUAGAAACUUAUUUAUGAAUUGUGAUAAUAAAUUUAUAUUUCAAUAGAA
Messenger RNA from Papilio polytes (common Mormon), 1191 nucleotides. It is a transcript of the gene CPR1, whose product is annotated as larval cuticle protein LCP-22-like. The transcript has 4 exons. The record is from RefSeq and is a predicted model, not a curated record. Gene Ontology annotation, molecular function: structural constituent of chitin-based larval cuticle. The coding region runs from base 180 to 764 and encodes 194 amino acids. Lineage: Eukaryota; Metazoa; Arthropoda; Insecta; Lepidoptera; Papilionidae. Gene Ontology annotation, cellular component: chitin-based extracellular matrix.